Schistosoma spindalis is the source of this 1537-nucleotide messenger RNA. The record is from the annotation of a GenBank genome assembly. Lineage: Eukaryota; Metazoa; Platyhelminthes; Trematoda; Strigeidida; Schistosomatidae.
CCAAAACCAGUUGCCGCUGGAUUUGAGAUUCAUUUUUUAAACUACUAACUAUCCCUUUAUUAAUGGCUCCUGUUACCCUUCAAAUGUAUUUGCAAGAUGUUACUAAUUGUAUCAAUAAUCGAAACGGUAGAGGAUUGAGUGUAAGUUUUUAAAGCCGGAAUUUAUUAUUUUAUGCACAUGUAAACUAGCACUACCUUAUGUGUAGUGAUCCUCAUGUAUAUAAUUCUCGUCUAGCAGUGCCAGACCCAGAAAAUAUUGCUGUGUCGUACCUUGUAUCACCUUGGGAUGAGAUAGUUUCUGCUCAUGUGAGAUGUAUAUGGGCAAUGCGUAACCGUGAUUUUGAAGAAGCUUAUGCUUGUCAAAUAGUAUUAGUAAAAACUGUAGCCAAAGCACUCUCUGAAUUAAAAGAUGACAACUGGAUUUUACCUGUUGUACAUGUAGCUGCUAUUGAUUUAAGAAGGUUCGCUCACGGUUUAGACUCAAGAUUCACACCACAAUCGGAUAGUUUUCGAAAUCAAGGAAGAAGGAUGGAAAAUGCUGCUCAACUUAUUUUAAGGCUAUUUCAAAUAUGCGCAAGCGAUAGUCGUGCACAAGUUGAAGAUUCGAAAAAACUGGGCAUGAUGGGUUUAGCCAAUCAACUGUUUAAAAUUUACUUCCAGAUUAACAAACUGAAUUUAUGCAAGUCUAUGAUCCGCGCAAUCGAUAAUUUAAGUAUGAAUGAUCAUUUUAGUCUGGCACAACGGGUAACGUAUUGUUAUUAUGUUGGGAGGAAAGCAAUGUUCGACGGUGAUUUUGUGUCUGCCGAUAAAUCACUAACUUUUGCAUUUGAGCGUUGUUUAACGACGAAAUGGAAUAACAAACGUUUAAUAUUGAUUUAUUUAAUUCCUGUAAAAAUGUUACUGGGAGUACUACCCAAAGAAAGUCUUUUGUGUAAAUAUAAUUUGAAACAAUUCCAAGACAUUGCUGAUUCAGUCAAAACAGGAAAUUUACGUAAAAUGGACUCUGCCUUAGAAGAGCACGAAGCCUUUUUCCUAUCUUGUGGUGUAUAUCUUAUAUUGGAAAAGCUCAAGUUGACUGUUUAUCGAAGUUUAUUUAAACGAGUGUAAGUUUUUUUCGCUCUUCUUUUUUUGUUAUGAAUUUUUCGGUUUCCAUCUUUUCUGUUUUUUUUUAUUCUCUCUUUCAAUUUUAUAGUUGUCAUAUUAUGAAGACACAUCUACUACCGAUUGAAGUAUUUACAGCUGCACUACAUUUAAUGGGAGUUGAAGAUAUAGAUCCAGACGAAACAGAGUGUAUUUUGGCCAAUCUCAUUCAUGAAGGAAAAAUCAAAGGUUAUCUGGCACAUCAACAACAUAAAUUAGUUGUUAGCAAAUUGCAACCAUUCCCUCCACUUACAAGUAGUGUGGCUAGCAGUUUAAAAUGAACUUCUAUCCAUUAUACUGGAUUAUGUAAUCAAUGUUACUGUUUUAUACAAACAAAUAUUUUGUACAAAGUUUACCAAAUAUAACUGUAAAGUGUAUAAAUACAUUUUUUCUCAUGA